GACCCCGUGGUGCUCCGCAGCCCCGAUACGGUGUUCGGGAUGACGUUGCCACGCAAAGUCCCCCUCCAGUCUUGAAGCCCGCGGCGAUGAUUGUUGCCUCCCCGCUCGCCUAUCCUAUCCUAACAACCAACCUUCGGCUUUCUUCUGUCCAUUCUAGAUUCAGAUUCACGCCCGGUGUAUUUCCACAGUUUAUGCACCUGUCCUGAAAUCCUAUCCCAUCUUUCAAUCCCCCCCCACCCCUUCAUACCUAAUUUCUUGACGACAUGGUUCGGAAGGAUCCUAUAUUUGAAGCUCGUACCAAUGUCAAGCUACAUUCCAAUCGAUUGAAAAAGGAGGCCGCCCGUGCCGAAGCAACGUUCAAAUCCGAAAAGUCGAAGGCCGACAAAGCCAUGAAAAAUCGAGAAUUUCAAAUUGCUCGUAUCCAUGCGGCGUCUGCUGUACGUGAGAAACGGAGACAGGUGACUCUUAGAGCAGAAGCCGCUCGAGCGGACGUCAUCAUCAAUGAACUGAAGGCGGCGCAGAGCACUCGCGACACAUCUCGUACUCUAGCACUGGCAUCGCGGGGCUUGGACGCCGCUUCAAGAAGCGUGAACCUUGAGACCCUGGUCUCCCAUGCAAACAACUUUCUGGCGCGCUCCGAGGACUUCAAAAUCGCUAGCAAUGCGAUCGAAGAUGUCGCGCAGGGCGUCUCCAUGCAGGAAUACGGGGCGGAGGGCGAAACUGAGGUCGAUCGUUUGAUGGAACAGCUUGCCGAUGAUGCUGGUGUUGACCUGCGGGUGGCGCUGGAUCAGGAUACUGCCCCUAAAGAGGAUGUUAAGGAGCAGAAACAGGCUGAUUCUGAACUCGAGGAUGGGUUGGGUGCUAGGCUGCGAGCUCUUAGAGCUGCCAGCUAAGUUCUAUCCUAUUUGCCUUAUCUUCCUCUUUGUAGACGAUUUGCUGGAGUAAUAAAUCCUCCUUUGGGAAAGCUUGGUUGAUGUUCGCCUAUACUCCAAAAGCAGCCCAGUGAAUACCCUGUGUCUGGCUACUCCCUGGGCAUUUACGAUGUUAUGCCCUCACCUCUUCGUGUUUCUUGUGACCUUUAUCCUUCUACUGCGGUCUUUGCCCCCCUCCCCACGUCGUAGACUUUUACUCCU
Aspergillus heteromorphus CBS 117.55 is the source of this 1133-nucleotide messenger RNA. Its product is annotated as putative SNF7 family protein Fti1/Did2. Gene Ontology annotation, cellular component: ESCRT III complex; multivesicular body. Bases 264 to 893 code for a protein of 209 amino acids. Gene Ontology annotation, biological process: endosome transport via multivesicular body sorting pathway; protein transport; late endosome to vacuole transport. Lineage: Eukaryota; Fungi; Ascomycota; Eurotiomycetes; Eurotiales; Aspergillaceae. The record is from RefSeq and is a predicted model, not a curated record. The transcript has 2 exons.